Chondrus crispus (carragheen) is the source of this 1398-nucleotide messenger RNA. RefSeq lists its product as hypothetical. The coding region runs from base 1 to 1398 and encodes 465 amino acids. NCBI's taxonomy places the organism in Eukaryota, Rhodophyta, Florideophyceae, Gigartinales, Gigartinaceae. The transcript has a single exon. The record is from RefSeq and is a predicted model, not a curated record.
AUGGGCAAAUUGAAUGUCUCCGGCCCAGGCGGUACAGCACGGCCGCCGGCGCCGCCAGGAAACUCAGGAACCACGGGAGGAAAGUUGCGAAAGGGCUGGGGGGAGAUUAUUAGCCAAGACUUGCUGAUGCAGGUUCAAACGCGCCCACACUCUGCGCGAGUUGUUCUGGGUGACACUGCUGUCCUGGAGGCCAGGAAGGGUUUGUCACGAGUUUUGCAGGUUGGAAGCAACGGGGAUCUGGAGUUGUUUGCGCAGCAGCUAAAGAGUUCUGACAACGCGGCGUGUGAACCGGACUUUCGAGAGCGCAAUGACAAGAUACCAUGCUUCGCAAUAUCAUAUGUGCACUCGGACACGCCGACGGGGAGGUUCAAGUUUUCAGUCGAGCAAUGGGACAGCUUCAAAGCGGCAUGUGAGGAGAUCUUCGGAAGCGGUGUAAAGGAGAUACGAAUCUGGCUGGAUCAAUGUUUGUGGUUGAGGGAUGCGAGUCAAGGGGCUUGGGCGCACACCGGACUGAUGCCGUAUGUGAUGUGGCCUGUGAUAAGCCUUGGGGUGAAGGCAGCGGGGGGAGAGAAGACGCUUGACACUAACGAGCGGAUGUGGCCGUUUGUGGAGGAGGUUGCGGGGCUGUGGUCGAUGGGAGUGAUCAUAACGAGGGAGCUGCGAGGCAAGACGAUGGAUACUGGAAGUCGACGAUGGCUCUCAUUUCAGUUGCGGCACAAAUGUGAACCGGAAGAGAGCAUGAGGCUGUUGCUGUUGAACAUCUUUCAUGGAGCGGUGGACGGGUUGCAAACGGGGUGGCAAGAAGAUGUAGAAGAACUGAAGGACUUGGCCAAAUGGAAUAUUCUGUUGGAAACAAGUUCGAUCAUCGUAGGCAGUGAUUGGAAAUUGCGGGUGGCGAACCUGCGGCGGCGUCAGUGCUACCAAAUCAUUGGGGGUCUACACCUGUCACACAACAUCCAGUACCUGCCGAGGCCGAAUAAGUACCUGGAUAAAAGCCGACGACUGAAAAGCGAGGGAUCAUAUAACGGAUGGUUUGAAUGGGCAUCAGGAUCUGUCGAGUAUACAGAAACGGACCCCCUGUACGCACUAGUUUUUCGUGUGUCGCUCAGUCAGUAUCAGAUACUUACGGAUUGUGGUGAGUUCCAGAUUCUGCUCCAUGGAGGCAUGGGUGAAUCAAUACGGCUUUUGGUCGCCAUGGAUGGAUUUACAUCAAAUUUCAGUCGCGGACAUGUAGCGUGGACCCAAGUAAUGUUUGGAAGGUCCAGCUGCGACCUGGACGAUGGCCUGACGAGUCGGAACAAGUUCGUUGUUGCAAACGUCUUGGAGGAAAUGUUAGGAAGACGACUGCAGGUCACUUUAAUAAUCAACCGGCAAAGCGCAGCCAUCGAAUGGGUUUGA